Sceloporus undulatus (fence lizard) is the source of this 2208-nucleotide messenger RNA. RefSeq names its product death-associated protein kinase 2-like. Gene Ontology annotation, biological process: protein phosphorylation; positive regulation of apoptotic process; intracellular signal transduction. Gene Ontology annotation, molecular function: protein serine/threonine kinase activity; ATP binding. The coding region runs from base 359 to 1609 and encodes 416 amino acids. Gene Ontology annotation, cellular component: nucleus; cytoplasm. Lineage: Eukaryota; Metazoa; Chordata; Lepidosauria; Squamata; Phrynosomatidae. The record is from RefSeq and is a predicted model, not a curated record. The transcript is spliced from 13 exons.
UUGGUUGGGGGACAGGAGGAGGCUGGGGAGGGGGCAAGUGGGCUCCAGCCCCACCGUUGCCACAGCCUGCCUGUCCCAUGGGGCAAUGGAGGGUGGCCCUGGGGGCAGGGGACCCACAAACAGAGGCAAAAGCUUCCUUCCUUGUGCAGGAGCUGCAGCAGGGCUCUGGGGGCUGCCCCCUGGUGCCUGUGCCUGUGUGUGUCUAUGGGGCUGUGGUGGUGAGGGGGGGUGAGGCGCCUCCCUUUUGGGCUCCUGAGGAGGAGGAAGUGGCUGAGAAGGAAGGCCCAGGAGGCGGCCAAGGAGAGGCCUCCAGGUGGGGCGCCUCAGACCCUCCUUGCAGCCCCUCUGGACGCAGCUGAUGGCCAAGGAUGGCCAUACAGAGGUCUUCACCAGCGAGGAGCCCAGGAGCCCAAGCAGAGAUGCCAAGGAGACCCCUCACGGCCUGCCAGGGGGCAACAAGGAGGACGGGGACAACGAGGAGGAUGAGGUCUUUGCCAGCCCAGAGGUCCAAGCCCCCAGCCCUACUGGCUCCCCACAUGGCAUCAGCGUGGAGGAGCUGUAUGAGCUGCUGGAGAAGCUGGGCAGCGGCCACUUUGGGGUGGUGAGGCGCUGCCGCGAGCGGGAGACGGGCACCUUCUUUGCGGCCAAGUCGGUGAAGGUGCGGAAGCGGAAGGGGAGCCGGCUGGGCCUGGACCGUGAGCAGGUCGAACGGGAGGUGGGCAUCUUGCGCCAGCUGCGCCACCCCAACAUCAUGCGCCUCCAUGACGUCUUUGCCAACAAGGCUGAGGUGGUCCUGAUCCUGGAGCUCAUCCAUGGAGGAGAGCUCUUUGACUUCAUUGCAGAGAAGGAGGCGCUGACGGAGGAGGAGGCUAUUGAGUUCCUGCAGCAGAUCCUCUGUGGGGUGACCUACAUGCACACCGAGCACAUCGCCCACUUUGACCUCAAGCCGGAGAACAUCAUGCUCUUCCAGAAGGAUGUCACCAACCCCACCAUCAAGAUCAUCGAUUUUGGCCUGGCCCAAAAGCUGGAGGAAGGUGUGGCAUUCAAAAGUCUCUGUGGGACCCCCCAGUACAUUGCUCCCGAAGUGAUCAACUACGAGGCUUUGAGCACAGCCACAGACAUGUGGAGCAUCGGUGUGAUCACAUACAUCUUGCUGAGCGGCAUGUCCCCCUUCCAGGGGGAGACGGAUGCAGAAACGCUCUCCAACGUGGUCUCCGGAAACUAUGAGUUCGAGGAGAAGUACUUCAGCCAGACCUCGGAGAUGGCCAAGGACUUCAUCCGGCAGCUUCUGGUCAAGGAUCCUGGAAACCGAAUGACAGCCAGCGAGUGCCUCAUCCACCCGUGGAUUAAGCCCCUGAACCGGAAGCAGGCCAUGAACCGGAGCCGCUCCUCUAUCAACAUGAAGAACUUCCGCAAAUUCAACGCUCGCCGAAAGUGGAAGCUCUCCUACAACAUGGUGUCUGCCUGCAACCGCCUUUGCCAGAUGGGCCUCUUGUGCCAGCAGCGGAGGGAGGAGGAGGAGAAACUGCGCGACUGUGAGAGCGACCAGGAGGACGUGGCCGCCAACCCCAUAGCCCUGCUCCGCAGGCGAAGAAGCAUCUGCUCCUGAAAAGAGGGAAGGGGAAAGCAAACAAUGCCUCCUUGUGAUGCAGCCCCGCGCCCGAUCCCACCCUUUCCCACCCCACCAGCAGAGAGGGCCAGAGGACGAAAGGGACCCACAGCCUGCGGAGCUGCUCUCUGGAGAAGCCACCAGUGGCUGGCUGUGGCCCAAGGGGCCUGAGGCAGGAGGCGCCUCUCCUCCGUAGUGCCUCCCCCAUUUUCCAGCCUUGAAUGGCCAGAAGAUAUUCCUUGCAACAAGCCAUGGCCGGGGGGUAUGUGGGGUGGGGAUGCCGUGUGUCACAUGCCAAAGGGAGUCUAAUGGGAAAUGGGGUCCACUUGGGGUCAGUGUCAGGCGGGGGGUCCUUGGGAGAUGCUCCCUCUGAGCGCAGCAGGCAGCCCCACUCUUGUCCCAUGCUUCCCCUCUUGCCAGCCUUUUAACAAGGGCCCCCGCAAUGGGCCCUUUGAAUCCCAGCCCAAGGAUUUUUGCUCCCCACUAGGGACCCCCGCCGUUUCUCCCCAAGGAUCCAGGAGAAGAGAAGCCUUGGGAGUGUGUUUGGCAGAGUGUGUUUUUAUAUGUAUGGAUAUAGUCAAAGAAAUAUUAUAUACUCA